Messenger RNA from Punica granatum (pomegranate), 601 nucleotides. The record is from RefSeq and is a predicted model, not a curated record. NCBI's taxonomy places the organism in Eukaryota, Viridiplantae, Streptophyta, Magnoliopsida, Myrtales, Lythraceae.
UGCUACCUGAUAUACGAUUCAUUCCAGGUACUGGCAGCUUGUCAGGCAGGUCUGACGUUCUCGAUAAUAGACCAGAGCAUAGGUCCUUACCCUGCCGACUGUGUCAAGAAGUUAUUGGCAUUAGCUCUCAAGUGCUGUGAGGAGCAAGAUAAGGACAGGCCCACGAUGCUUGAGGUUGUCCGGGAACUCGAGAACAUUACUGCGACGUUGCCACAGUCUGACAUAAUAACACCUGAAUCGGACACUCCCAGAUCUGCGACAUCGGGCUCUGUCCUGUCAUCUAUUUAUGGAAGGGACUCUUCCACGUCCUCUAAUUUGCAGGGGAGUGACCUUGUGAGCGGAGUCAUCCCCACCAUUCGCCCCCGCUGAACACGCCGGUAACUGUAGUUUUCUACUUUUGCUGCAUCAAUGUUUAAAAUCUGUAACAUCUGGAGUUUACCUUAUCAAAGAAUGCUGCUAGAACUUGAAGAUUUGGUGUUGAAUUUCCCAAUAGAUGUAUAAAAAAUAAUAGAUACAGUGACAUUCACUUGAUGCAUGAACGUAUAUAUAAGCCGAUAUAUCCAUAUGGAAAGAGCCAAUUUCGACUUGGUUUAAGAAGGUG